AUGGCUAGCGCUUUACGGAACGUUGUUGUUGUCGGCGGCUCGUACGUCGGGCUGGCGGUGACAAAAGAGCUGGUAGCGUCUCUGCCAGCAACACACAGGUUGCUUCUGGUCGAGCCUCACAGCCAUUUCCACCACCUGUUCGCCUUUCCGCGCUUCGCCCUCCUCCCCAACCACGAACACAAAGCCUUCAUCCCCUACUCCGCCGCUUUUGCCGGCUCCCCCGAAGCCAGCGCCGCGCACCACGCAGUAAUCAAGGCGAAAGCCGUCAGCCUCCGCCCAGACCACCUGGUGCUCGACCGGCCAUGGCAAGGAUCCACCGAGAUCCCCUUUGACUACCUAGUCGUCGCGACGGGCACGAAGCUCCAGGCGCCCGGGACGAUGCAGGACGACGAGAAGCCCCUGUCCGUCAAGUACUUCCAGGCGUACCAGGGCCGCGUGGCUGCUGCCAGGUCCGUUAUCCUCGUCGGCGGCGGCGCCGUGGGCGUGCAGAUGGCCACGGACCUCAAGGAGCUGUACCCGGACAAGGAGGUCACGCUGGUCCACUCGCGCAACAAGCUCAUGCCGCUAUACCAUGAGGCGCUGGACGGGCUGAUCAAGAGCCGCUUCGAGGAGCUUGGCGUCAAGGCUGUCCUAGGCACCCGCGUCGCCAUGCCGCCAAACGGCUUCCCCGUCGACGCGACCUCCAUCACCCUACAGGACGGCCGCGUCCUGACUGCAGACCUGAUCAUCCCGGCCGUCGGCCAGACGCCCAACAACCAGUUUGUCACCGCGGGGUUGCUCGACCCCUCCACCCCAGAGGAGUCCCUGAUCAACCCACAAAACGGGUUCAUCCGGGUCCGCCCGACGCUGCAGUUCAAGGACGAGAAGUACCCGAACCUGUUCGCCGUGGGGGACAUUGCGGAUACGGGCGCGCACAAGGCGGCGCGGCCCGGGUCGGCGCAGGCCGCGGUCGUGGCGAAGAACGUGCUGGCCAUGAUUGAGGGCCGGGAGCCGCGCGACGAGAUUGUCGUUGAUCCGGCGAGUAUACAUCUGACGCUGGGCUUGACAAAGAAUGUCAUCUUCAGGAAUCCGUAUCCCGACCAGACAGAAUACGUCAUGAAGCCAAAGGACGACGGCAAGCAAGACAUGGGCAUCAACGGCGUUUGGGAGAGGAGAGGCGUCAGGGUUCUGUCGGACGCGGAUUAUCACUUGUAG
Microdochium trichocladiopsis is the source of this 1194-nucleotide messenger RNA. Its product is annotated as putative amid-like NADH oxidoreductase. The transcript has 7 exons. The coding region runs from base 1 to 1194 and encodes 397 amino acids. Gene Ontology annotation, molecular function: flavin adenine dinucleotide binding; electron-transferring-flavoprotein dehydrogenase activity. Lineage: Eukaryota; Fungi; Ascomycota; Sordariomycetes; Xylariales; Microdochiaceae. The record is from RefSeq and is a predicted model, not a curated record. Gene Ontology annotation, cellular component: cytoplasm.